AUGGAGCAAUUAAUUAACAACAUUCAAUUGGCUUCUGGAGUUCAAUUAUAUAAAAGUGAAUUAGAUCAGGGAUUUUCAUUAAAUUCUGAAGAAAUUACUGGUGAUCACAUUUAUUUUAUCAAAACUCGCAUUUACAAAUGUUUCAAAUACACGAGUACUCGAUCAAAAAAUGAUUCUUUCUAUUGGGAAUGUAGGGAAAAUUAUAAAGGAUGCAAGGGAAGAAUUGCCUAUAUGACGUUUAAAAAAUCGCAGGAUUUAACAAAUAAUUUUAAAGAAACUCAGCCACAUACAUGUAAAACAAAUGGUUUGAUAAAAAUUUUUGUUUAUUAA
This is a messenger RNA of Meloidogyne enterolobii, 330 nucleotides long. The record is from the annotation of a GenBank genome assembly. Lineage: Eukaryota; Metazoa; Nematoda; Chromadorea; Rhabditida; Meloidogynidae.